Amborella trichopoda is the source of this 3289-nucleotide messenger RNA. RefSeq names its product UDP-glucose pyrophosphorylase 3 (gene UGP3). The record is from RefSeq and is a predicted model, not a curated record. Lineage: Eukaryota; Viridiplantae; Streptophyta; Magnoliopsida; Amborellales; Amborellaceae. Gene Ontology annotation, molecular function: UDP-N-acetylglucosamine diphosphorylase activity. Gene Ontology annotation, biological process: UDP-N-acetylglucosamine biosynthetic process.
AAUUUGCUUACGGGUAUAAGCCAAAGAUUCGCCAUUACGCGGCGGCAAACGCAUUAAAUCGGCAUAUUCUCUCUCAAUCCUCAUAUCCCCUGAUAAUUGGUCCUUUUCCUCUCUCUAGAUUGCUACCACACUCUCUCUCUCUACGCUGAUUCCCUCUUCCGUCAUUCCCUUCUACUCAGAGGCCCAAUCUCUCUCCUCCGAUCGAACUCCUGGAGUCUUUUAACCAUCAAUUGCAGUUUGAUUCAUUGCUCAAUCUCAUGCCUUUUCCAUGGCUUCCUCCAUCUCCAUGACCACCACCACCACCACCACAGGCCUUCAAACCUUCUUUUCUUCUCCAUUACCGAACAAAAAUGCGAGAGCUGAAGCCCAUUUCAUCACUUCUCGCCUUUCCUGUCGUCCCCGCAAAUGUGAGUUUGAGAGCAAAAGAAGACUGCCCAAUUCUCCUUUUCUUUCUCUAAAACCUACCUCUCUUCGCAAUUGCCUGAAUUUCAAGACAUGGGUUUCGACUGUUUCGGUUGAGCAUUCGUCGGAUACUCCCACUCCAGAGAGUAAAUUAGAGACAGAACUAGCCCGCUUAGUGGCUCUUCGCGCUGUUUUGUCGCAAGCCAAUGGCAUGAGUGAGAAAAUUGCAGUGCUUGAUAAAGAACCCAGAGUGAAAAAUUUCUUUUACAAUAACACCAACAUUAAUGGUGGGGUUUUUGCUUCAUUGAAGCUUGAUCAGUCUGAGCUUUAUCUCCUCAAAUGCCUCGUAGCAUCAGGACAAGGGCAUGUUCUUCAGAUUGACCCAUUUUGGCUUGAUGAAGGUAUUGGGGGCUUCGAUUUAGAGAGAGAAAAUGGCUCCUCAAAAGGCUAUGGGAGCUCUCUAAAGAGUGCUUUCUAUGUUCUCUUGGGGAUGAUUGAGAAAUUUGAAGCUAAUGGGAUUCAUAAUGGAGAAAAUCACUUCGGAAAGGGAUUCAUUGGGGGAGAGGAUGAAGCUAUUAAUGAUGGGUUUCGUGGGGUGUUGAGGAGACUACUUAGGACACUUGCAGAUAUCGAGAAUUUCUAUGACUGCAUUGGAGGAAUAAUUGGAUACCAGCUUGCUGUUUUGGAACUACUAUUGACAUCAAAAUCAGGGAAUACACCAAGCAUAGAGGAAUUGAGAUGUGAAUACAAGGAAUUUCAUGUUCCAUUUGGAUCGGAUCUUUCAGAAGAUGCCAACUAUGCAUCUCAAGCAGCCCUGUGGGGACUGGAGGGUUUGCCUGAACUGGGUGAAAUCUAUCCAUUGGGAGGCUCUGGUGAUAGGCUUGGUUUAGUUGACCCUGACUCGGGCGAAUUUCUCCCUGCUGCAAUGCUCCCUUUUUGUGGGCGAACUUUGUUGGAUGGUCUUGUUAGAGAUCUCCAGGCAAGAGAGUUCCUCCAUUUCAAGCUAUUUGGAAAUCAAUGCAUCACCCCUGUAGCAAUUAUGACAAGUUCAAUAAAGAAAAAUCAUGAACUCAUUACCUCAUUAUGUGAGACAAAGGGAUGGUUUGGAAGAGGUCAAAAAAAUUUUCGGCUUUUUGAGCAGCCUCUUGUGCCAACGGUUGGUGCUGUUGAUGGACAAUGGUUGAUUAGCAAGCCAUUGAGUUUGGUACUUAAACCUGGUGGUCAUGGUGUAAUAUGGAAACUUGCAUGUGACCUAGGAAUCUUUGACUGGCUUUACAGUCACAGGAGAAAAGGUGCAACCGUUCGGCAAGUCAGUAAUGUGGUGGCUGCUACUGAUGUGACCCUUCUAGCAUUGGCUGGCAUUGGUCAUCACCAUGGAAAGAAAAUGGGGUUUGCAUCUUGUAAACGUAACCCUGGUGCUACUGAAGGAAUCAAUGUUCUCAUUGAGAAGAAAAGAAUAGAUGGCCACUGGAUGUAUGGUGUGACAUGCAUUGAAUACACGGAGUUUGACAAGUUGUCAAAUGUUAAGGCUCCUGGUUCACCUGAUGGUUCACAGGCAAUGUACCCAGCCAAUACAAAUGUUCUAUAUGUUGAUUUAGUUGCUGUUGAGGAACUUGGAUCAAAUAAAGACCACGGAUGCUUGCCAGGAAUGGUUUUAAAUCUUAAAAAGCCUAUUGUUUAUGAAGAUCAAUUUGGAGUAAAGCAUAGCAUUUUUGGGGGUCGACUUGAAUGCACGAUGCAAAGUAUAGCUGAUCACAUGUUGAAUACUUUUCCAUCUAGAAGUUAUAUUGAUGUACAAGGUACAGAGGACGAGUUAGAUACAUUCAUUGUCUACAAUGAAAGGAAAAAGGUUACAUCUUCUGCAAAAAGGAAAAGGAGGCUUUCAGACCAGUCUUUGCAUCAGACUCCUGAUGGGGCUUUCUUGGAUGUGAUGAGGAAUGCAUAUGACCUUCUUUCUCCUUGUAAUAUAGAAAUUCCUAAGAUUGAAGAUAAUUCUCAUUACAUCCAUUCUGUACCACCAUUCAUUGUUCUACUCCAUCCAGCUCUGGGUCCUCUUUGGGAGGUGACUAGGCAAAAGUUCCAUGGGGGUCAAAUUUCAAAAGGUUCUGAGCUACAAAUAGAGCUCACGGAGUUUUCUUGGAGAAAUGUUGAGCUUAAUGGAAGCCUGAUUAUUGUUGCUGAGAAUGUUCUGGGAUCAGUUCAGACCGAUGAAAAUGGCGACCCAUUGAUACAUUAUGGAUAUAGAUGUGGAAGGUGCUUAUUAGAGAAUAUAAUGAUAAUCAACAAAGGAAUUGAUUGGAACUGUCCUGGGAAUACUUAUUGGAAGCAUGAAGUUCAGCGAUUUGAGUGCUUAAAGGUUGUACUGCAUGGUAAUGCAGAACUUGAGGCAAAGGAUGUAACUAUUGAGGGUAAUCACACUUUUGAAGUUCCCAAUGGUUACAGGCUACAAAUUACUGGUGGAAAUGCAGGUCUAUCAUGCAAAAUGAUUCCCAUUCAAACAGAAAUGAUGGACACUGGAAGUUGGUUCUGGAAAUACGGUUUGAAGGAUUCACAUAUUCACCUUGAAAUGGUUCGGUUGUAACAAAGGCUGACCAAACCCCGACCUUGAAGGCUUGAGGAGUGUAAAUAGAGAAGAUUGUAGAGCAUUUUCUUACAUUGAAGACCAUUUUCUCAUGGCGACUCUGGCUGCCCCAACUCGAGAAUAGUUGAACUCAAGUUCAACUCCUUGUAUGUAAUACCUCACAAUUUAGUCUCUUAACUUGUAUGUCCUUUUCCAUUUUUGAUAUGUAUUGAUAUUUAUACACCCCAUUAAUGUAUAUCUGUAUUUUAUCAUAAGCUGGUUAGUUGAAUUAUUUGCUGUAAACCAAUGGAACUGUGAAAAAUCUCA